This is a messenger RNA of Chrysemys picta bellii (western painted turtle), 581 nucleotides long. Lineage: Eukaryota; Metazoa; Chordata; Testudines; Emydidae. The record is from RefSeq and is a predicted model, not a curated record.
GCCAGUCCAUGAACCUGGGGUCAGCGGCAGAGGAGCUGAGAUGUCUCCAUGAAGCACUAACAGCUCCAGACCCUGAGGCUCUGUUUCAGGCAUCUUCCAAAAUGGCCAGGGUUGUUAGUGAGUACUUUCCCUCAGAACAGGCCACAGACUUUAUUAAGGCCACAUUGGGUGGUAUGUUGUCUGCCAGCCCCACCUGUGCCAUGGCAGCUGGACUGUGGAUGAAGAUCAUCCUGAAGGAGUGUGGAGAUGCCAUGCUGGACAAGGUGCCAGAUAUCCUGGUUAUAAUAUAUAGCCACAUGCCUACUAUCCAGGAGGGCAGCUUGAGGCAGUUCCUGGUGGAGGCGGUGUCCAUUUUAGCUCACCGUGACCUAGAGACAGUGAUCUCCAGCCUCCUCGGCCAACCUCUGCCGAUGGACAGUGACAUCACUGAGCUGUGGAGAUCUCUGGGAGGAGACCCCUUGCUUGCCACUCAAGUCCUAAAGAUCCUGAUAGACAAGACAAAGACUCCAACAAGACAAGAAGGCCGCAUCACCUCAGAGACUGAAAUCGACAGGGAUUUGGCAGCUGCUGAACCUCUCUCA